AUGCACGUCAGCCACAGCCAUGCGAAUCACCCUCCGCCUCUAUACAGCUCGCCGCGGAUCAUCAGUUUCUUGACGUGUAUACUAGUCGCACUUGCGUCAGGUACCAAUUAUGUAGCUUAUGGGCCACAAUUGGGUGCUCGCUUGAAGCUCACCCAUACUCAGAUCAACAUCGUGGGCUUGUCGGGGAACAUCGGUGUCUACGGAACUGCUCCAAUAUGGGGCGGGAUUGUGGACCGCAAGGGCCCCCGCAUCAUGAUGGUGAUAGCCUUCUUCGCGCUUCUUGCAGGGUACCUUGGGAUCCGCCACUUCUACGACUCAGGCCGUCCUGACGGGGACACAAUUUCGCUGGUAUCCUUCUGGACCCUCGUCUUCUUUGGGUUUCUCACCGGGAUCGGCGGCAAUGGCGGCCUCGUCGGCGCGAUGAACGCCACUGCGAAAAGCUGGCCGGACAGUAGACGAGCUACAGCUAAUGGGAUUGUCAUUUCUGGCUUCGGCCUGUCUGCAUUCCUUUUCUCGACUAUCGCACAUACCCUCUUCCCCGGAAACACCUCCGAAUUCCUCCUCGUCCUCGCUGUUGGCACCGCUCUUCCUAUGAUCCUCGGCUUCUUCAUUGUCCGCCCCAUACCUCCGCCGCAUAUCGACCCUACUACACGGCUCGAGCACGCAAUUGACGGAGACGAAGACGCAGAUGGGUACGGUACCAGCGAGGGCCUUGGGACUGGCUCCCCAACUACUUACUCUCUUGCGAAUGAUAGCCAUACGCAUUUGCUCUCACGUGACGCGGAUGACGGCGAACAGGGCAGGUCGAGGAUGGAGGUCGAGGAAGAAGAGGAGCCACUCGUACCGCCCUUGCACCAUACGCAAGUGACCUCCGACUAUGUCGUGGAGACAGCUUCAGACGCACUCAUGCUCAGUCCGACUCGAGAGGGGUUCACCCGCCAUCGCGCUACCAGUGCGCGGUCGUUGUCCCGGAGGAGCGUGAGGAGCGCGCUGGACGAAGGGUUGGAAGGGACGCCGAACAUUCAUGGUAGGAGACUGUUUGCGACUGCGAACUUCUGGAUGCUGUUCACCGUUGCGUCGCUGUUGAGUGGAACAGGGUUGAUGUACAUCAACAACGUCGGUGCGAUCUCGCAAGCACUCUUCUCCCACAAUAACCCCGAAUACGACGAUGUGAAGGCGGCACAAUGGCAAGCAACUCAAGUGUCUACCAUCAGCGUCAUGAACUGUCUUGGCCGCAUAAGUAUUGGUAUCAUCGCCGACUUUACCAAGGCUAAGCUUCGCCUCCCUCGCUCGUUCUGCAUUGUCCUCGUCGCAGCGAUGUUUGUCAUCUCGCAAGUGACCUGUUACUCCAUCUUGGACAUCGGGAACCUGUGGAAGGCGAGCGCGCUUCUCGGACUCGCAUAUGGCGGGCUGUUCGGUCUCUUCCCCACUCUCACAAUUGAGUGGUUCGGUCUCCAACACUUCUCCGAGAACUGGGGUUUCGUCUCCCUUUCGCCCAUGAUCGGCGGCAAUGUCUUCUCCAUCGCCUUCGGGCGCAACCUCGACGCGCACAGCGACGAUGACCCCGCUACGAACAGCACUGCUUCCUCUCUCGCCUCUCUCACCUCCUUCCUGGCGCCUCCGUCGACUCCCUCUCCCCUCGUUGCACUCAACACGACGUCGGUGUUGCCGAUCAAUGCGCGCGGAGGGAUCCCCGACCCGCAUCACUGCAUCAUCGGACGCGAGUGCUACGCUGACAGUCUCAAGAUGACGAUCGUCGCGUGCUGUCUCGCGCUCGCGCUCGGGGUCUACGCAAGCUGGAGCGACUACAAGCGGCACAAGCGCUGGGCGAGUCGUGCGGAGGCCGGACCAGCAGUCGUCAUAUGGGAGAGCGAAGAGUGA
Messenger RNA from Dichomitus squalens LYAD-421 SS1, 1881 nucleotides. Its product is annotated as MFS general substrate transporter. The record is from RefSeq and is a predicted model, not a curated record. Lineage: Eukaryota; Fungi; Basidiomycota; Agaricomycetes; Polyporales; Polyporaceae. Gene Ontology annotation, cellular component: membrane. Gene Ontology annotation, molecular function: transmembrane transporter activity. The transcript has 8 exons. Gene Ontology annotation, biological process: transmembrane transport. The coding region runs from base 1 to 1881 and encodes 626 amino acids.